ACCGCCUGUUGGAUGGGAAAAGUCAGCAGGUCAUGUUACAGAUUUGACAGCCUCUCAAAAUGUCUGACGUUGCCGUGACAAUCAUUCUCACCUUACUCAUCAUUGCGGACAUCAUUGGUAACUGUCUGGUUUGUUUUGUCAUAAAGACAAACCAAGAUAUGAGAACUCCCAUCAAUUACCUGCUUGUAAACCUGGCCAUAUCAGACAUUACGUUCGCGGUAUUUGUGGCACCAAACCAUAUUUUGAAAAAACUCUUCAUCCAUCCAGACGGAGCAAUUGGUUCAAAUAUCUGCAAAUUUCUAACGAGUGGAAACAUGGCCUGGGUGGGUGCAGCUUCAUCGUCUGUGACCUUGGUUGUAAUAGCAGUUGAACGUUAUUACACUGUAAUGUGUCCUAUAGGUAACACAAGAAAACUAAACAAGCGUACAGUAAUGAUAAUCAUUUGUGGAUGUUGGAUCUUUGCACUGGCUUUAAAUUCGCCAAUGAUCUCAGUGACGACAUUCGAUGACGAAAGUAGCGACUGCAAGUGGGAUUGGCCUGAACAGUGGAUGGGUGCGGCAAAUGAGACCACGUGGCUUGUACUGUUGGCCUGUAUUCCUUUAGCGAUAAUGACAGGAUUAUACUCAAGAGUUGUGUACAGUUUAUGGUUUAAACGAAAUGAUGACCAGGAACUGGCCUAUCGUCAGAAGGGGGUCCUUAAGGUUAGGAAACGAGUCACUAUGAGUGUGAUCACUGUCAGUGCCAUAUUUGGAAUCUGUUGGAUUACUGGCCUUCUUAUUUACGUACUGAGCUACUACGACAUCUACAUGUUUGGGGACGCUUCUUACGCCAUUUCAGACACUCUGUUCAUGUUUAAUUCAGCAGUAAAUCCUCUUGUUUAUUCUCUGCUGAAUGAGCGUUUCAAGAGGAAGAUCAAGACCAUGUUUUGCAGUAAAUGUACAUCCAGGGUUCAUACCUCGAGUGAAAGUGCAAGUAUAGAACUACCUAACAACCCGUCCCGUACCAACAACACUGCCGCUGGAUAUAUCGAUUAAACGUUUUAAUGACGUGUAUAUAUAAAGUAAUAUAUUAAGGCGCAUGCUCGACAAUUAUCAUCAACGGAAAGUGCUAAGGUUAUCACAAAAUUAUGGUUCCCUUGAUCUAGAUUUAACCGAAAUUUGGAACAGAACAUUUUCACUAUCUUUAUUUCAUUUUUACAGUAGAUUUAUACCUACUCUACCCAUUCAGAACAUUAUGUACUUGCAAGAGAAAAUAAGGGGUUUCAAGUAAAUUUCACUUGAUACUUGAUAAGUACAUUGACGUUCACCACCCACGUGCAUGUAUCUGUUUAGCUACUCAUACAAAAGUAUUUGUUGACGAUUUAAGCCUAAAAGUAUGAAGUCAAUAGACGACAGAAAUUAAGACUUGCAUUUGAAAUGCGUACCUCAUAAGAUGAAGUGUAAACAUUUCAUUGCAAUGGAAGUGUACAGUGGUAUAUUCUUGCAAGCGAAGGGUUCUUUCCAGAGGGACUCGUGACAAUGUAUAGACUAUAUAUAAAUAUUAAACUAACUUGACGAUAUCAAACAUGAAACUCAGUCAUCACUGAAUAUUAACAAGAUACUUAAAAUUCAUAUCCAACAACGCGAACUUCAGGUAUUUUAAUCAUUGUGUGAGUUAGAGUCAAUAGGGUUCCCGUGAAGUAACAUUUAUGCGAUUUUUUAAAUAAGCAUAAUUCGUGAAACUCUUAUUCCACUUUCCAUUCAUCAUAAGAAAGAAAUACUCAAA
This is a messenger RNA of Pocillopora verrucosa, 1764 nucleotides long. RefSeq names its product QRFP-like peptide receptor. Gene Ontology annotation, biological process: G protein-coupled receptor signaling pathway; cellular response to hormone stimulus. The record is from RefSeq and is a predicted model, not a curated record. Gene Ontology annotation, molecular function: G protein-coupled receptor activity; peptide binding. Gene Ontology annotation, cellular component: plasma membrane. NCBI's taxonomy places the organism in Eukaryota, Metazoa, Cnidaria, Anthozoa, Scleractinia, Pocilloporidae.